Messenger RNA from Ahaetulla prasina, 6545 nucleotides. RefSeq names its product cadherin 4 (gene CDH4). Lineage: Eukaryota; Metazoa; Chordata; Lepidosauria; Squamata; Colubridae. Gene Ontology annotation, biological process: cell-cell junction assembly; multicellular organism development; adherens junction organization. The coding region runs from base 1 to 2502 and encodes 833 amino acids. The transcript has 15 exons. Gene Ontology annotation, cellular component: adherens junction; plasma membrane; catenin complex. The record is from RefSeq and is a predicted model, not a curated record. Gene Ontology annotation, molecular function: calcium ion binding; cadherin binding.
AUGCCUGGAGAGCUGGAAACCGGAAGAGCAAUGGGCAAUGGCUGCGUGAAAGUUAGCGGCUGCUCGGAGAGCAAAGGAACGCAGUACGAAAGUGCCAACUUGGACUUCAAGAAAGGAAAGAAGAACAUGACAGCGGACCUUCAAGAACCUGGCAAUAUUUUGCUACUGUGGCGUCAUCACCCGAAUUCGUACGGACUCAGGCGUCAAAAGCGAGAUUGGGUCAUCCCACCAAUCAAUGUGCCAGAAAAUUCGAGAGGACCCUUCCCACAGCAGCUUGUUAGGAUUCGUUCAGACAAAGACAGUGAAAUCCAUAUAAGAUACAGUAUCACAGGAGUGGGAGCUGACCAGCCCCCUAUGGAAGUCUUCAACAUUGACCCCGUGUCAGGGAGAAUGUACGUGACCCGUCCAAUGGAUAGAGAAGAAAGAGCAUCAUACCAUCUCAGAGCACACGCCGUAGAUAUGAAUGGGAACAAAGUGGAGAAUCCAAUUGAUCUCUACAUUUAUGUGAUCGACAUGAAUGACAACAGGCCGGAAUUCAUAAACCAAGUCUAUAAUGGAUCUGUUGAUGAAGGAUCUAAACCAGGAACUUACGUGAUGACAGUGACGGCCAACGAUGCCGACGACGCCACCACAGCAAAUGGGAUGGUGAGGUACCGCAUUGUGACUCAAACUCCACAAAGUCCAUCCCAGAAUAUGUUUACCAUUAACAGCGAGACUGGAGAUAUAGUGACAGUGGCAGCAGGACUCGAUCGAGAGAAAGUUCAGCAAUACACAGUCAUCGUUCAGGCCACCGAUAUGGAAGGAAACCUUAACUACGGUCUCUCAAACACAGCGACAGCCAUCAUUAUGGUGACAGAUGUGAACGACAACCCACCCGAAUUCACUAGCAGCACCUAUUCUGGUGAAGUUCCAGAAAACCGGAUAGAAGUUGUUGUCGCUAAUUUGACUGUGAUGGACCGAGAUCAACCCCACUCACCCAAUUGGAAUGCAGUUUACCGAAUAAUCAGUGGAGACCCUUCUGGUCAUUUUACCGUUAGGACUGAUCCUGUUACCAAUGAAGGCUUGGUAACCGUUGUGAGGGAAGUUGAUUAUGAGAUGAACCGAGCUUUUAUGUUGACGGUGAUGGUGUCCAAUCAAGCUCCUCUUGCCAGUGGGAUCCAAAUGUCCUUCCAGUCUACAGCCGGAGUCACCAUUUCAGUCACUGAUGUCAAUGAACCACCCUACUUUCCAACAAACCACAAACUCAUCAGGCUGGAAGAGGGUGUGCCUACGGGGACAGCCCUCAUGACUUUUUCGGCAGUGGACCCUGACCGCUUCAUGCAACAGGCUAUCAGAUAUUCCAAGUUGUCGGAUCCUGCCAAUUGGCUGAAUAUUAAUGCCACAAACGGUCAGAUCAUCACUGCAGCUGUCCUUGAUCGCGAGUCAGCCUACGUUAAGAACAAUGUCUACGAAGCCACGUUCCUGGCAGCAGACAACGGUAUCCCUCCAGCCAGUGGCACGGGCACACUACAGAUCUACCUAAUCGACAUCAAUGAUAAUGCCCCUGAUCUCCAGCCAAAGGAGGCCCAGAUAUGUGAGAGGCCGAAUCUGAAUGUCAUCAACAUUACAGCCGCGGAUGCUGACAUCGAUCCAAAUGUCGGCCCCUUCGUCUUUGAGCUGCCGAGUGUGCCAUCUGCCAUUAGGAAGAACUGGACCAUUACGCGUCUAAAUGGUAAACCGAGCGGGCAACACCUGGCGCUGUUCGUAGCUUGGCACGGUGAUUAUGCUCAACUUGGCUUGCGAAUAAUGUACUUGGAAGCCGGUGUAUAUGAUGUGCCAAUCAUUGUAACGGAUUCCGGAAACCCUCCUCUGUUUAACAUGUCCAUCAUUAAGGUCAAGGUGUGUCCAUGUGACGAGAAUGGAGAUUGUACCACUAUAGGAGCUGUCGCCGCAGCUGGGCUGGGCACAGGAGCCAUUAUUGCCAUCUUGAUAUGUAUCAUCAUUUUACUGACCAUGGUUCUGCUUUUCGUGGUAUGGAUGAAACGGAGGGAGAAGGAACGUCACACUAAGCAGCUACUCAUUGAUCCGGAAGAUGACGUCCGGGACAACAUCCUUAAAUAUGAUGAAGAAGGUGGUGGGGAAGAAGAUCAGGAUUAUGAUUUAAGCCAACUUCAGCAGCCAGAGAAUAUGGAUCAUGUUUUAAACAAGACGAACGGAGUCAGAAGAGUAGAUGAGAGACCUGUCGGUGCUGAGCCUCAAUAUCCCAUACGGCCGGUCAUCCCCCACCCUGGAGACAUCGGGGACUUUAUUAAUGAGGGUCUGAGAGCAGCCGAUAAUGACCCGACAGCCCCUCCCUACGACUCCCUUCUCGUCUUUGACUAUGAAGGAAGCGGUUCAACAGCAGGGUCGGUAAGCUCACUUAACUCCUCAAGCUCCGGAGACCAAGAUUACGACUACCUUAAUGACUGGGGACCAAGGUUCAAGAAACUGGCGGACAUGUAUGGGGGUGGCGAGGAUGAUUAAAAAUGACCUCACUUUUCUUGUUUUGCAAAAAGAGGAAAGCUAUAGCAUUUAGAAAGAAGCGGAUGGAGAGAGAGAGAGAGAGAGAGAGAGAGAGAGAAAGCAACCCAAGGUGGAUGAAAGAAGAAGAAAGGAGUAAAACAAAAAAAAAACAAAUUAAAUAAAAACAAAAAAAACAAAAAAAGAGAGAGAGAGAGAGAGAGAAAGCAGAAGAGGAAUCAAGACCUGUUCAAAAGAGGCAGCUUUUUUUAAUUAAUACUUUCGGCCGACUGUAUUCUUUUUAGUGGUGACUUAGAGCUUUUCUUUUGCUGUUGUUUCUUUCUUUCCCCCUUUCUCUCUUCUUUUUCUUCCUUUUUUUUUUAAGAACAUUGAGCUGUCUAGCAUGAACACGUGUCUCUGCUGCCUUUUUUUAAUUAUUAUUUUAAUUGUUUCCCCCACCCUCAUGUGUCAGCAGGGAACUUGCUUGUUUUAACCACUUUAUGACUAAAGGGAGUGACAGGCACUCUGUCUUAACUUGAAUUUCUUAGAACAGAAGCACUGUUUUUAAAAUAUAUAUAUAGAUAUAUAUAUUUGAAAGUGCCUUUUGGUACAUGUAUCAGAUUCCCUCAAUCUCAGGAGUGUUCAGAAAGAAACAAACAAUUUACGUUUCCACCGGGUCUUGGACACCACACACUGUAACCCUAAGCCAGUUCUAGCUGGGAAAGGAAUUAAGGAAUUAACAAAACAAAACACUCGGAAUAAUGGGGUUUUAUUCUAAAAACAAAACAAAACAAAAAACCCAGAAGAAUUGUUUGUGGGUGGGGGACAACAAAAGAAACGUGAUGUUAGUGUGCAAGAGAAGAAACCAAAUUUAAAACGGAGAUCUUUUUGGCCUCAAAAAUGGCGAACUCAGUCAACCCUGUUGUAUAUAUCAUUCAUUGUUUAACUGAUGCAAAAUAUUGAAUUGGGUUUUCUCUUGUGACUUGGCCACAUGUUGCUGUAGCUGCAUAGAAUUAUAGCAUUGGAAAACCUUGACAGAAUACAAGGUGACGCUCUUACCUAAACCCUACAGUAAAUGAUCCGAAGACCAAAGGUCGCUUGUGUGUAACUUUUGUCCUUCUUUUCAAUUUCCUUUCCAUUCUUUCUUUGAGAAAACAAAAAACAAACAAACAAAAAAGACUUGUUCCUUCUGCUGAGUCCAUGGUACAUAGUUAUAUAUUUCUAAUCGAUGUUUGUCGCAACGAAUAGGAUGUGGGAAUCCGGUGGAAUUAUUGGGUGUACAGAACCUUAAACAUCUGGAAGACAUGAUUUCAGGUGAACGAGCUUGGUGGUUAAGAGAUUAAAAUGCAAAGGAAGGCAGCACAAUUUAUUUUGGCCACCUACGGCUCUCUGUAUGUUAUAGUGUGGGUGUUUUUCCUCCUAGAUUGUGUUAACACAGAGCAUCGGUUUUGUAGACUUGUUUUAGUUUUUUUGGCCAUAAAAAUCACCUUCCUAUUGCACCACAAAAAAUGAGCAAGGCUAAGCACAAACAAACAAACAAAAAUCUAGCUCCCUUAUUAUAUUAAUGGAUGGCUGAAAGCCAGAGAAUUCAGCCAAAAAUAUGAGCUGCCUUAUUUUGAAGAAUUAUAAAAUGAAUGGAGGAGAAUAAAACAAUGCUAAGGACUAUCUUGUGGUACCAAUAGUCUUUAAAAUACUUUGAAUGCCAUUGCAUCCAUAGUGGGGGGGGAACUUAACAAAGAACAUUAUCUUACUGGUGUUGAUAAUAUUUAUGCUUGGAAGGAUUUUUUUUCUUCUUUAGAUUUUUUUUUUUUUUUUGGCAAUAAAUCAGACCAGAUAGGACUCUAGCCUGAGUCAAUAUGUGAAUUUCCUUACUAUUACACAGCAGAACACAUUUAUCAGAGUAAAUUUUUCUGAUGCUAGGAAGGAAAAACAAAUGAUUUCAACAGAAAAGCACAUUCAAAUCAAUAGCAUAUAAAGACUAAUUGAACAGCUAGAUUCAUCUGACCAUUUCUUAAUGGGUUAUUUCAUUGUAAAAAAAAUUAUUAUUAUUUGAUACUUGUUUCAAAUUGUCCCUACUUCCCAAAGUGAGGUAUAUAAGUCAGGUUCAAGUUAGAAAUGCUGGUGUUUAUAGUUGUUUGACUUAAGUUGUGAGUAUCACAAUAUUCUGCGGGAAUCUUCACUUUUUGAAUUGUCCAUUGCUACUUAUCAAAUCAUGACCAUUUCAAACAAUCUAUUAACUUACUUGGAAAGUCAGCUCAAUCCCUGUUCAAAAUUAAUUAUUUUUUGCAUAUGUAAUAAAAUUGCAUCCAAUAGACUUUUCUCAUGCAAUGAAUGUUGUUCCUGAAUGCAACACAGUUAAAGUAACGUUUCCAGACUAUGGCAAACAUCAGAUCGAAUCAGAUCUAAACAGAUGAUUUCUGAUAUAAAAGCAACGGGAGAAAUCACAUUCUAGAAACCAUUCGAACCAUCGAAAACUAAUCGGCGAAGUAGGCCUAAGACAAAUAAUAACGUUCCGUCUCUUCAUAGAUUGCCUUGCCCCAGAGCCAGGAAAGGAGCUAGAAAAUAAAUAAAAGUAUAAGUGAUUAUAAUUCAGAAAAACAGAUGGUUCCUCAGAAAUAUUUAAUAUGCAACCUCAGGUAGAUUUUGAGGCCUAGUUCAGUGAUCGUUCACCUAUUUUGUGUGUGGCUAAUUGUAGGUGUAAGCUUUGGCUUUGUCAGGUAAAGGUUUCCUAAGGAAAAUGUUGGGAAAGUUUUUUGUACAAGCAUUUCGAGUUGUACCGUCAGUCUCAUACCACCUUACUGGAUGCAAAUGGAGAAAAGAUUUAUUUUCCUCCAGCAAAGAAUUGAGCUUAGUUAGAAAUACCGAGUUCAUAUUUUAAGAACCAUCCGCUUGGAUAAUUCCCCCCCGCCCCACACUCAUUUUCUUCUGUAGAAAGAAAUGUUCCAUUUUUGGAAGAGUGUUUUUUAUUUUCUGAACUAAAAAUAAGGAGAGUCAGAAGCAUGUUUGCCAUAAAUUCCCUCGCCCACAAAUGAUCACAUUAAACGGCAUUUCACGUAGAACUCAAGUAGUGAUGAAACCUUGAGAAGUCACUAGUUAUAAUAGUUAACUUUAUUUUUUAGAACAUGUACAAGUUUUCUCUCUAUAUAAACAUUAUAGGGCCAACAUCUUCAUUUUUUUAAAAAAAUGGUUUCUUUUUUUCUAAAAAAAUGGCUAGAGAUUCAUUUACUAUCCCAUGGGUAUAUCUUGAAUAUUAUGAGCCAAACCUACCAAUUAAUGAUGGCACUUCCUGAUGAAUGGUAUUUCUAUCUGUGAUCAAAGGCUAUUAUGGGAUUAGAAAAGGCAGGUAUAUCACUGGGGACCUUGUGAUUAAUGUGCUUAAAUGUGUGAUUAAGCCAGACUUAUUUGCUGCAUUCUGAUAGAACCUCACUAUUAUCAAAGGUAGCAUGCUACCUAGUUUGUAUGUAGGGUCUGUAUUUACAAAACAAAACAAAAACAAAAAUAAUAACAAUUCUGCAGGGUUUUUUUUCCUCUCUCUCUCAAAAAUGUGAUUUUUUUUUCCUCCCCUUUAACGAUUUGGACUUAACGUGGUUUAUGUCUAAUGUUUGUACAAUUAUUUAGAUUGCAUGGAUGUGUAAUGUAAAAAACCACAUUUAAUGGAGAUCGAGCCACUUAAUUGUGCUAUCAAAUCUUGGAUUAACCUAAUGGAUAAUGGACAAAAAAAAGGCCCGCUGCAGAUGGAAGAGGAAGCCACGAAGGUUGGAUUUGCUAUUAUUUCCUUCAAAUCCAAGAGAGGGCACAAUUUUGGAGGAAUUGUUUUGAUGAUCCAUGGGGGGGAAAUGGGGCUGACCAGUGUUCCCCCAACACACACUUUUCUUGUCAAUAUUAAAAAAAAAAGAUUCUCGUUUGUCACUGAGGUGGGGGAAGGAAUGAGUGCAAAUAAAUAUUUCAAAAGGUUGUUAAAGAGAUCGUACUAGAAUGCAAGCUCCUUUGUCUGGAGACUUUGAAAAUGCUCCUUGUGCAUUUUAUAUUUCAUUGUAUCAUAUUUUCUAUAAAAUGCAAUUUCUGUA